AUGCGGAUGCAAUUAAAGGCAUCCGCAUGGCUGUACUGCCUCAAAAUUACGCGGCGGAGUCGUUGGAGUCGGAGCAGCUUACCGUGCUCCUGGACCUCCUCAUGGAAGAGGUGUGGAGACAAGCCUUAUGAGUUUGCUCUAGGUCUGGUCAAGAACCAGAACGUGGGCAUCAGUAUCUCGGCCUGGCGCGUCGUCAGCAGCAAGGUUGAGGAAAAAGGAGACAUGAAAGAAUACAGACUGUACUUGUACAUAGAUGACGACUCGUACAAAGUUCCUGACGCAGGAUCUGGUGGCGGUGCAAGGCAGGGACUUCGAAGGCAAAGAAUUCGUCUUGGCAUCGGCCUAUUUCCCAGGGGAGGCAUCCACAGCACCCCCAAAGGUGGUGGAAAGACUGCGGGUAUACUGCAAGAGGUACAGGCUGCUCUAAUUACCGGCUGUGACGCGAACGCCCACCACGUGGAAUGGGGCAGUACGAACUGCAACGCAAGAGAUGAUGAUAUUGCAUCCACGAGCGCUGCAGCAGUAAUGUGUCGUGAUGCUACUACAAUACAGCAGUGGAAUGUAGUGAAAAUGGUGAAAUACUUGGGCUCACAUGAAUUAUGUGUAGCAUUUGCUGAGGUAUACGGCCUGUUGCCAAAAAGUCGGCUUUGUGCCAUUCACAAAACGCAAAUGGCAUUGCACAAACGCCCUCCAUUAGGGUACUUUAAAUGCUCUAGAGGCAAUUGUAGGUCGAAGUCCCUUAUUUCAAGGGCAGUGGGCACGUGGUUUGAAGGCGUCAAACUAAGCUUUCCCCAGGUGUUUUACCUGAUGUAUUGUUUUGCCCACCGAUUUACGCGGGAAGAUAUUUAUAGGGAGGACUAUGCGAGCGUUGAAAAGAAAUUCUCGUCUGCCACUAUCUCCGACUGGUAUAGCUACUGCCGGGAAGCAGUAGUUAUAUUUCAGUUAGACCACCAAGAAUUCAAAGGGAAGAUUGGUGGUCCAGGAAAGGUAGUGCAGAUUGACGAAAGUAAAUUCGGAAAACGCAAAUACAACAAAGGAAGACGCGUAGAAGGGCAUUGGGUCCUGGGUAUGAUAGAGGAUGGCAGUGAGGACCUCAGACUGGAGGUAUGCCCGGACAACGUAAGUUCCGCUGAGGUCCUCAUCCCUCUUAUUCGCAAAAAUGUACGAGAAGGAACAACUAUAAAAACAGAUUUUUGGCGCGCAUACGAAUGCCUCCCUGAAUAUGGUUACAUCCAUAAAAAGGUCAACCAUAGUGACCCUGCCAAUCCCUUUAUCGCCGAGGAUGGCACAAACACACAAAGAAUUGAGUCUCAUUGGCGUGUGGUAAAGAGACUUUUUUACAAAGACAACUACAAUAAUCCGGCAAACUUUGCUGAUGUUACAGUAGAGUUUUUAUGGAGGCGGGAAAUGCAAAAAAAAAAUACAGAUCCAUUUAAUGCUUUACUGGCUGUUAUUAAAUACGUGUAUAACACGAAAUAA
Molecule: messenger RNA, 1479 nt
Organism: Bactrocera tryoni
Lineage: Eukaryota; Metazoa; Arthropoda; Insecta; Diptera; Tephritidae
Exons: 4
Coding region: 1-1479 (492 amino acids)
Source: RefSeq, a predicted model, not a curated record